Messenger RNA from Cetraspora pellucida, 1416 nucleotides. The record is from the annotation of a GenBank genome assembly. Lineage: Eukaryota; Fungi; Glomeromycota; Glomeromycetes; Diversisporales; Gigasporaceae.
AUGGCCAUUAGACGUGAAGAGCAACGUGCGAAAAGGCGAAGAACAUUUGUAGAAAAGGACUUACAAGCUAGAGAAGCGGGUGUUCCAUUACGUGUUCUGGAGAUGGACAAUUAUUUUGAUCUGAAAAAAGAACAAUACGUAAAUUGGCCACAACCUAUUACUAAAGAUAUUGCGAAUAAUGCGUUAAUGGAAUUUCGUAAAAAUACAAUGUGUGACUCACUUGAAGAAUUGCCUUGCGUGGUUUGUUCUGAGAUGUUUUCAUCGGAACAUUGGUCCGUGGUUCCAGUAAAAAAGAUAAAUUUGUCAUUACUAAAAAUUGACAAAAAAUUUGAGAAAUUAUUUUUCGAUGUAAAUUUCAACUAUGGACAUCUAUGCAUUGACAAAAGUGGACAUAAAAUUCUGUUAGAUAUGAAUGGGUUUGUUAAACAAAAUAUGCCAGGAAGUAAAGACCCUUUUAAUCUUCGUAUAUGCGUGAAUUGUAAAAGAUCAUUGGAUAUAGGUAAAACUCCAUUGUUAUCUUUAGCGAAUGUUUGGAUUGGACCAGUUUCAUUAUGUCUUCAGAGAUUAACGAUCCCAGAACAGCUCUUAAUUUCUACGGGAUAUCUGUGUAUAAAUCUUAUUCAACUUACCAACCAACAACAUACACAUCACAAGCUGAAAGGCCAUGUAAUCACUUUUACUCAAAACCCGGUAUCGCUUACUACUGUUUUACCUUUACCUAUGUAUCAUUUAUGCGACAACCUGAAAGUAGUAUUUGUUGGUCAAGGUCAACUGUCUGAAGCACAGUUAAAAAAAAUAUUACGGGUAAGAAAAAGUAAAGUUAUUGACGCUUUAAAUUGGUUAAUAAAUCAUAAUAUCCUGUAUAAAAAGGUUAGGAUAGAUGGAAUAGCAUUGAAUUCUUUACCAGAAGAUGAAAUUCUGAUGGCUUUAAUGGCAACCACUGUAAUAGUUGAUACAGAUCCAAAAGAAAUAGAACAUUAUACUGGAUAUGUUACAGAUCUAAUUGAUGAUAAUAACAUGAAUGAUCUAGAAAAUGAUGAAUUAAAUAUUAGUAGUGAACAAUUUGAUAAUACUAAACAUAAUUUCACUAACAAUGAAGAAGAAUUAAGAAAUUCGGGUAUGGCAUGCGCAGAUAUUUCUUUCUCUGAAAAAAACUGUACUUUAAAAUUGCUUGAAAAGAUGAUUGAGGAAUCAGAUGCUGUUAAAAAUAAUUACUCUAAAACAAUUUUAAUGCUACAUUCGAAUUACCCCCAAAAUGAAUAUACAGAUCUCAUACUUUUACCUGCUGCAUUUUUUGUUUUAUUUCCUUAUGACAUUGGCGGUCAUGAAGAUAAAUUUCGCAAACAAUAUAUAUCAUUCAAACAAUAUACCAACCACUUGUUGUGUCUUCAUGACCCUAGGUUCAGACAACAUUGA